Phytophthora nicotianae INRA-310 is the source of this 1455-nucleotide messenger RNA. RefSeq lists its product as hypothetical. The transcript is spliced from 3 exons. The coding region runs from base 1 to 1335 and encodes 444 amino acids. The record is from RefSeq and is a predicted model, not a curated record. NCBI's taxonomy places the organism in Eukaryota, Oomycota, Peronosporomycetes, Peronosporales, Peronosporaceae.
AUGCCACCGCAAUUUACCACUCAACUCAAUGGCACCAUGACAUUUUCGGCUAGUUUGAGUGCCUCAGUAAACACUUCGGCUAACGUGACAACUAGCAGAAACUAUCGACCACUAAUCCCAGAAACACCCACCACACAACCGAGUGGCCCUCCACCCCCACUCAUCUUAUCACUGGAAGAAGCUGAUCAGCUCGAACAUCUCGCCGAUUCAGUUAUGAAGCAGACUCUAAGCGACUAUCUGCAUUUCCGUGAUGUCCGUAAGCGUCGACUACACGAUGAACAAUGGAAAGAAGUUCGUCGUCAAAAUAACCUCGUGGCAUUCAAAGAGCGAGAGUCGUGGAGACAACAGCAUCAGACGUUGUGUUCUCCUGACGGUCGUCUUGAACCAGUUGUGUGUAAGACCUCGGUACCUACACUAUUAGUACUCGGAGCUCUUCAAGGAACACUUGACGACGAGAUGUAUGGGAUGCACAUCGACAGUGACAAUGGCGCUAAACUUCGAUCGUCGUACAUCCACGAUCAGGUCAACGACUUUCGAGUAUUAACGCGCAUUCGAAGUGCUACAAAAGACAACCCUUUCCGGUUCUGUGGAGUCACGUGGAUGGAUUUCAGCAAUUCUGGCUACGGUCCGUUCGCUAAGAAGCGCGACUACUGCGUCGUCACUUCCAUGGGUGUCACUAAUACCAUACGAGGUGAACGACUCGGAUACUACGUCGUUCACUCAGUUGAUGUGAGUUCGAACGACCCGAUGGGUAGAAGCACGCAGCUUGGUCUUGGAAGCGACUCAUGCAACAGCAAGUAUAUUCGUGCGAAAGGUUCGAUGUGCUGGCUUAAGUGCGAGCUGCCGAAUGGUGGCGUUGAGCUCUUCAUGCAAGGAUUCUUCGCUCCUAUGGGUAGCGUACCGGAAUUCGCAGUGGUGAACGCAGCUCUCCACGCUGCGUUGGGACUCGCUCAGACCAGCGAUACUGCUUACUCCAAGAAGAUCCGCUGGAUGCUGCACGACUCCGUGCGCUCGACACGUCGACUGGUGUCGCCGUCGACGGAGGACUGUGUGGGGAGAUGUAAAGCGCAUUUUGGAGUGCCCAAGAAACGGAAACUCGGAUGCUGUAUUGUCUGUCGAGCGCUCGUGUGCAAUUCUUGUCGAACGACGCGGAAAGUGACGGUGGAUGUAGCGCCGGACAGCGUCGUACAGCAAACACGAUGUUGCAUUUGCUUGCUGUGCAUGGGGUACGCCAAACAGACCAGUGCUACGGAAUUCGCAGCCAGAGAAAUGGCGAUGGCUCGCGCUCGAAGUAAGCGAGCUCUCAGUACCGAGACGUCCGAGUAUAUUCUAUAAGCGAGGUCGACACGAACGAAGUGACGAGCCAUGCUUGAUCUAUGGGGAUAGUACGUUAAAGAGGACGUAGAAGUGAUCUAGCUUCGAAAUCAAGUGUUGAAAAGCAUCGUUCGUGCACAC